AGGUAGCCUUCAGGCCUGGCCUUUACCUGACCAUAUGUGAAUGGUUAUGUAAGGAGGUUGCAUGCCCCUUCAUAAACCCAUGCCAUAAUGCCAGGAAAGAGGAAGUCCAAGGCAUUAAUUGAGAGUGACAGUGAGUCUGACAGUGACUCUGACUCUGAUUCUGCAUUCUUAUCUCUUACUAAGAAAACACAAAAGCAGGAUCCAUCUUCCCCACCAAGGAAGAAAAAGAAGAAUUAUGACUCUGGGUCAGCCUCUGAUACUUCAGACUUUGAGUCUGAUGUUGAAACUCAGCAAAAAAGUUCAUCUUCAGCCCAGGGUGAUGGGAAGGCAAAACAAGACCAGAAGGUGGAAUAUGAAGAUACAAAGAGCAAUGACCUUGGCAGCGAGCCUGAAGAAGGAGAGGUGUCUUCAGACUACGAUUCAGACUCUGAUGCCUGGGCAGAGCAGUUUAAUGAUGGAUACGGAGAUGAUUUAAUGGGAGAUGAUGAGGAUAGGAAGCAACUCACAGAAAUGACAGAAAAAGAGAGAGAACAAGAACUCUUCAAACGUAUUGAAAAUAGGGAACGGUUGCGGAAAAGAUAUGAGAUAGAGAAACGUCUACGAGAAGCCAGGAAGAGACAAGACAUCAUGUCAAAGAAGAAGGUGGAUGCUAAGAUUCGCAGUAAGGUGAGGCAGCAGACUGUGGAAGAGAAAAAGAAAGAUGCCAAAGGUGAAGCUUUCAAUGCUCUCAAAGCAAAAAGGGAAGAGAAAGGUCGUAGAGCUGAAGAGAAGGAGAGAGAGAAGGAGAAAGAGCGGGAGAAGGAAAAAGAGAAGAAACCAAAGGAGGUAGAAGUUCAUACAGAGGGGAGCAGGGAACAGGAAGAUGAAAAAGAUGAGAAGCUUGGAGUUUCCAGCAAAAAGAACAAGAAACUAAAGGCAUCAGAAAUCUACUCAGAUGACUCAGAUAAUGAUAGUGAUUCAGAUCAGUCAGAAUCUGACAAGGAUGGAGCUAGUGAUGGAAGCAUUAGUGAUUCUUCUGACCGGUCUGAUUAUUUGACCCAGAAGAAGAAAGUCCAAUACAUCAGCACAAAGGAUGACCUGAAUCGCAUCCGUCUUUCACGUCACAAGUGUGAAAGGUGGUGUCACCUGCCAUUCUUCUCUGAGCUUGCCCCAGGAUGUUUUGUGCGUAUUGGGAUUGGAAACAAUGCUGGCAGGCCUGUUUAUAGGGUGGCUGAAAUCAUGGAGGUGUGUGAGACAGCCAAAGUAUAUGACCUUGGAAAGACUCGCACCAACAAAGGUCUUAAACUCAGGCAUGGUACCCAGGAGAGAGUUUUCAGACUGGAGUUUGUGAGUAAUCAGGAGUUCUCAGACACUGAAUUUGUCAAAUGGAGAGAGACAGUUAUGCUUCAGGGCCUCACACUUCCAACUGUGGAUGAAGUUGAGAAGAAGGCAAAAGAGAUAGGAAAAUAUCUCCACUAUGAAUUUAAGGAAGAAGACAUAGAAAAAAUUGUAAGAGAGAAGGAGAGAUUCCGCAAGAAUCCUUUCAACUAUGCCAUGAGGAAAACUCAGCUCCUCAAAGAGAAGGAGAUGGCUUCAGCAUCAGGCAAUGAUGAAGAAAUCUCUAGAAUUAAUCAGGAGUUGCAAGAAUUGGAGGAGAGAGCAGAGGAACUUGACAAGAUGAGAACAUCUUCACUCAAGAGUAUCUCCUACAUCAAUGAGAGGAAUCGACUGCGAAAUGUUAUUGAGUCAGAGAGAGCCAUAAUAGAGGAAUUCCGGGAGACCAAGGGGAAGCGAUCUGAUGAUCCAUUCACCCGCCGCCACACCAAGCCGAGUAUUGUUCAUCGAAUGGGAGAGAGGAAUUCUUCAGCUGAUGUGGCAGUAACAAUGGCUACAGCAGCUGCUCCUGCUCCCAGAGCCACACAGCAGGAAGAUGUGGAGAGAGAACAGAGAAUGCUGACUGAAGUUAAUGAAGUGGAGAAGGAUAUUCUCCAAGUGCAGCAGAACAAGGAGGAGGAAGAGACUUUGCAGAAGGAGGAAGGGAAGAAGAAGGAUUCUUCUAUGGAUGAUCUUUUCUCUGCUCAUGAUUUUGAUAUCAAGAUAGAUCUGGAUGUUCCCUUACCUGGCCCACAGGCUGUGAAUGUUACUCCAAAGACAGCAACUCCCUUCAAAAUGGGUCCCAGGAGAUCAUUGAACUUGGAAGACUACAAGAAGCGCCGGGGACUUAUUUGAGAUCUGGGACACAAUUUGUGAAUAGUGUUUUGUCUUUGAGACAGAAAGGGAUGUUUUCUGAACUGUACAUGUGGAUUGAGGAGGGUGUUCCAAGGAGGGCAAGCUGAGUGAUACAAAUAGGAAUGAAGAUCCUCCUCUGCCUUUCUUGACUUAAGAGAAAGAGACUUGGAACAUUUUCCACCUCCCCUGCACCAUUGCAGGGUGCUGAAGUUUACUGUGUUGUUGUCCACUUAAGAUGGGAGAAGAAAUGGAAGAUGAUCAUGAUCAAUAAAAAUCCUGAUUGACUGCUGGAGUUUAUUGUCAUGCCCUUACAUCACUCUCACACGUGCUGAGACAGUAGUUCUAGAUUGGUAACCUAGAUUGGUAACCUACCCUGGAGAGAGCAAUCAGGACAUGGGAGACAUUAGAUGUGAUCGGCUGCUAUGCAAGGUAAUUACACAUUGCAUUGCUGUUGAGAACAGAUAAGUCUGUCACUCUCCAUUUCACCAUUUUGGUUACUUACAAUACAAAUCCAAAUAUGGAUCAAGUAGUGUGGUCGUGAUAGUUGCCUCCCCGUUCCAAGUCUCUCUCUUGCAUGCGUUUGCAUGGAAACUGUGAUAUUAUUUCAAUUCUUUAUUGUAUUACUGGCUUGUGAUAUCUUGUACGUUUGUCUUUUGUGAAAUAUGGAAACGGC
Messenger RNA from Darwinula stevensoni, 2881 nucleotides. NCBI's taxonomy places the organism in Eukaryota, Metazoa, Arthropoda, Ostracoda, Podocopida, Darwinulidae. The record is from the annotation of a GenBank genome assembly.